GGGCAUCGAGUCAACUGGCGGGACUGCGGGCACCGAGUCGUCUGGCAAGACAGCGGGCACCGAGUCGUCUGGCGGAACAGCAGGCAUCGAGUCAACUGGCAAGACUGCGGGCACCGAGUCGUCUGGCAAGACUGCGGGCACCGAGUCGUCUGGCAAGACUGCGGGCACCGAGUCGACUGGCGGAACAGCGGGCACCGAGUCGUCUGGCAAGACAGUGGGCUCCGAGUCAACAGGCACGACAGUGGGCACGGGUCAUCAGGUAUCGGAUUGUCUGGCUCGACAGCGGGCAUCGGGUCACCAGGCAUCAGGUCAUUUGGCUUGCCAGCGGGCACCGCGUCAUCUGGCAAGGCAGUGGGCACCGGGGCACCAGGUAUGACAGCGGGCUCUGAGUCAAUUGGCACGACAGCGGGCACUGGAUCAGGUACCGGAUCAUCUGGAUCAACAGCGGGCAUCGAGUCAACUGGC
Molecule: messenger RNA, 465 nt
Organism: Staurois parvus
Lineage: Eukaryota; Metazoa; Chordata; Amphibia; Anura; Ranidae
Source: the annotation of a GenBank genome assembly